This is a messenger RNA of Phalaenopsis equestris, 1629 nucleotides long. Its product is annotated as aspartate aminotransferase, cytoplasmic. The transcript has 12 exons. The record is from RefSeq and is a predicted model, not a curated record. Gene Ontology annotation, cellular component: mitochondrion. Bases 58 to 1428 code for a protein of 456 amino acids. Lineage: Eukaryota; Viridiplantae; Streptophyta; Magnoliopsida; Asparagales; Orchidaceae. Gene Ontology annotation, molecular function: pyridoxal phosphate binding; L-aspartate:2-oxoglutarate transaminase activity. Gene Ontology annotation, biological process: biosynthetic process; amino acid metabolic process.
AAAUAUACCUCUAGCCUCGUCAAAGUGCGCUGGCGCGUAAGAUAAACAAUACGAGUGAUGGAAGAUGCUAACGUGAGCCAGCAGUUUCCCACGACAAACUGGAGGUUAAGUACCCUCGCCAAUCACUUGACCGGCCAUUCCCCGGCCAUGGCUUCCGUGAAUCAAAAUCCCGCUCUCUCGCCGUCUCCGACUGCUGGAUCCAACGGCGCCGCCGCCUCUGUGUUUGCCAGCAUCUCGCAGGCCCCCGAGGAUCCGAUCCUCGGAGUGACGGUUGCUUACAACAAGGAUCCGAGCCCCGUAAAGGUUAAUUUGGGUGUUGGCGCCUAUCGGACUGAGGAAGGGAGGCCGCUUGUUUUGAACGUGGUGAGGAAAGCCGAGCAGCUACUGGUCAACGAUCCGGCGCGUGUUAAGGAGUAUCUCCCCAUCACAGGAUUGUCGGAUUUCAAUAAAUUAAGUGCUAAGCUUAUAUUUGGAGCCGGCAGCCCUGCCAUUCAGGAAAAUAGAGUGGCUACAGUGCAAUGCUUAUCAGGUACUGGAUCAUUGAGGGUUGGAGGAGAAUUUCUAGCAAGGCAUUACCAUGAAAGAACUAUCUACAUUCCCCAGCCAACAUGGGGAAACCAUCCAAAAGUUUUCACAUUGGCUGGCUUGGCUGUCAAGUACUAUCGUUAUUAUGACCCAGCAACACGAGGGCUGAAUUUUCAUGGCCUCCUGGAAGAUCUCGGUUCUGCACCUACUGGAGCCAUAGUGCUCCUACAUGCAUGUGCCCAUAACCCAACCGGUGUCGAUCCCACCCUCGAGCAAUGGGAGCAGAUCAGACAGCUGAUGAGAUCAAAGGAAUUGCUACCUUUCUUUGACAGCGCUUAUCAGGGUUUUGCAAGUGGAAGUCUUGACGCUGAUGCUCAGUCUGUUCGCAUCUUUGUUGCCGAUGGUGGCGAAUGCCUUGCCGCUCAAAGCUAUGCCAAGAACAUGGGCCUGUAUGGAGAACGUGUUGGCGCACUGAGCAUUGUGUGCAAAUCUUCUGAUGUGGCAGUCAGAGUUGAGAGUCAGGUGAAACUUGUAAUCAGGCCUAUGUAUUCAAACCCUCCUAUACAUGGUGCAUCUAUAGUGGCGACAAUUCUGAAAAACAGUGAGAUGUACAAUGAAUGGAUGGUUGAGUUGAAAAUGAUGGCUGAUCGUAUAAUCAGCAUGCGUAAACAGCUGUUUGACACCCUGCAUGAACGAGGUACACCAGGUGAUUGGAGUCACAUUGUCAAGCAGAUUGGAAUGUUUACCUUCACAGGCCUUAACAGUGAGCAAGUCGCUUUCAUGACCAGGGAAUAUCACAUUUAUAUGACUUCUGAUGGGAGGAUCAGUAUGGCUGGUUUGAGCUCAAAAACAGUUCCUCAUCUCGCAGAUGCUAUUCAUGCUGCUGUUACUCGUAUCAACUAAUUGACACAAUGAUUUUGCCUGUAAAAUUCGCCUCCAUCUAUUUGUGAUAGCUACGGUUAACAUUAAGUACAAUAUAUUUAUAAAAUAAAUUUGUCAACGCUUUGGGGGGCUGUAAUGCUACUGUUCGUGAACACUUCUUGUGUUCUAAAUGAGUUAUGUUGGCUUGAAUGAAUUAAUUUAAUUUUCAGUUUUUUUUUUUUU